CGCAACCGCGCCUCAGCCUGAAACUGAAGGGUCCAAACGCCAACUCAGACUUUAAUUCAACCCUCCUACAGACACAAACAACAUCACCAGGGCCAUAAGGGAACUCUGACCGAAGCAUGAAAAACACGUCGGCCCGUCGAGCUACGUAUCGGCACGAACAUAAGUAACAGCCAUGUACAUAUUGUACCGAGUGUCUCUGGGUUUGGGGCGUGUUGUCCCGACAGGAGCCACGUCUACCCCCCAUUUUCGAGGUGCCUGCUGAGGACAUUGGACCCUCUCAGUCAGCGAGUCCCCAGUCCUGUCACCUCCCAACUCAGUUACAGCUAAACCACCCAGGGCUGUGGCCGCGGGCGGGAGGGGUGCACAGCCGGUGAGCCAGCAUGCAGCGAUUGUUGACAGGGGUAAACUGGCCCCUCCCCUACCUCUUCCCCUGUCAAUCAACCAAGAUAAUGCCCUGUUACUGGAAGCUUUCUUCUUGCCGUGUUUGUCAUCUCAAUGCCCACUGGAGAGCAGAGCACCACGGUCUGGGUGAAGGGGAUGCAUCUUUCCCCAGUUUGGUGGUGUCAUUAUUAGAAGUCAAUGCGUUCGCCAGCGCAGACUUCACGGCACAUCGAAGACAAAACAACGGCGGACCUCGGGGUCUUGUCCUUCCGGAAUUUGAGCUUUGUUCAUGUGGUUGUGCAAAAUAAGACGGCUCAUUUAGUGUGACUCGGUCAAUCUGGUUCAUGGUUGAACAGGUGCAUGGAUGUCCAUGGCCACGUUUAUGAUACACCCGCAGAAUGUGCAGAACACCUACGGAGUAGGUUCCCACUUAUAUCGCUAUCAAGCUCAAGAUUGAGCGACAUGAUAGAACAGCUCGCCUGCAUACAACGGCUGGGAAUAGACACAAAGAGCAACCUGACUUCCCAGAUUAUUGGGCUCCGGGAUCGAUCGAACGGCCCGCUUGCAUCCACAGGCCUAAUAAAUGGCCCCCACCGCGGACAUACAGGAUGGGGAAUUAGAACUGAGAUAUGCGCUAGUCAAGGCCAGUUUGACGAUUGAGUGAAACUACAACAACUGCACAGUUUCAAGCUUCACGGAAACAUACAUACUUGGAGCUCAAGGCCAGGGGGCUUGUCGACGGAAACCAGGCAUCCUGCGAGUGGAGUCAUGGCUUGAACUCUCGACUCUGUAGUGCACAUCAGGGAUGGCUCCGCUUGGUUCCAGUGCCUGGAUGUCUUUCUUGUCCCAGCAAUGUUUCAUCCCUUCUCAAAGUUGCACAGAUUUAGCAACGGAUAAAAGCAACACUAUGUGUUAAUUACAAGAGACAGACGUUCAAUUCGUUCAAAAGUCAUCCGGUAGACUUUGGGAACCUGCCAAGGGCGAAUUUAUCAACACCUAGUUUGGCUUCUAGUCGAGUUCUGAAAUAACCAAAUAGUGGAAUCAGGGACCGUCAACAAGAAGGGCAUCCCUUUCUUCAUCGCUAGCAUGCGUUCUUCGUACCUGUAUCACCUUUUUUCAGCCACCAAAAGGGCACGACCUCGGCAGGAUACCCGUUUCAAAACCAAAGCCCACUUCCACCUGGGUUUCUUCAAUCACUUUCAGGAUGCGAAAACUGAGACUCAAAGCUACUGAAUGACCUCAGUCCUUCAUAUAACGCAACGGUACGGAGUAGCGUUGUACUGAAAACGUUCUUAUUCCCCAUUCUACAUGAAGCGGACAGCCGGAUCUCCUCAAGGCUUGAAGGAGAAUGCAGGAAAGAUGCAAUGAUAUCGUCAUCACAUUCAAUCGAGGAUUCGAACAUACUCGUUUCAAAAAUCCUGGGAUUCAUGAUCCAGUGUACUGUCACUUACUACAAAUCUCGGCUCACUGGAUGAUAAUUUAUUUUCGCAAGAAGGGAUGUUGUGUCAAACCUCGCAUCCAUUCGUUAGUAAUCCAAACAAACCACUGUGGAUGGGAAUUACUUUUGUAGUCAUCUGGCGUCACCAAUCUUACCAAGGGUGAUCUACGAGCUUCUUUUUCGAGGAUAAAUAGGAAGGCACAACAAAGACAGCCAUCGCUUUCUCCGUUGCUGAGACUGAGUCAUAGCCUUAUCGAAUGACAUGGUGUUGCCGCAGAUCUAUUGCCUGGCGCGUGAGGAUACAGCUUGAAAUUUGAAGUUUGACGUUCCCGGA
Molecule: messenger RNA, 2153 nt
Organism: Fusarium verticillioides 7600
Lineage: Eukaryota; Fungi; Ascomycota; Sordariomycetes; Hypocreales; Nectriaceae
Exons: 2
Coding region: 381-689 (102 amino acids)
Source: RefSeq, a predicted model, not a curated record